Messenger RNA from Medicago truncatula (barrel medic), 452 nucleotides. RefSeq lists its product as uncharacterized. The transcript has 2 exons. The record is from RefSeq and is a predicted model, not a curated record. NCBI's taxonomy places the organism in Eukaryota, Viridiplantae, Streptophyta, Magnoliopsida, Fabales, Fabaceae. Bases 1 to 390 code for a protein of 129 amino acids.
AUGAUCCUAUUUAUGCAGAAAAAGCAUGCUAAAUCAUCUGUGCCUCAGUUCGGUGCGUGGGACCAAAAGACUAUGGGAGCUACCAACUAUUCAAUGGUGUUUACUCAAGCUCGUGCGAACAAAAAGCAGCAGAAAACUGACCUGACUGAAGUCAAGCGUAGCAGCAUUGGGACUGAAGAAGAACUUGUCAAAGCUAUUAAUCACAGGCAUGGACAUCCGCCUCAAGGUUAUCAUGCUCAACCCGCUCAUGGUCGUGCUCCUCCUGCUCAAGUUCAAGCUAAUGCUCAAGUUCAUGCGAAUGCUAAUGCUAAUGCUCAAGUUCAAGAAGAUCCUGUAGUCAUGGGGAAAAGAAGGAUUCUGACCUACAUUAAUUGCUGUAUUAGGCCUUGAUAUGAUAAGAACCAUACAAACAUAUCAACUCCUUCAUAUUCAAAACAAUGGCAUGCUAUAAU